Spirometra erinaceieuropaei is the source of this 312-nucleotide messenger RNA. The record is from the annotation of a GenBank genome assembly. NCBI's taxonomy places the organism in Eukaryota, Metazoa, Platyhelminthes, Cestoda, Diphyllobothriidea, Diphyllobothriidae.
AUGCAGAUUGGGGAGAAACUGGCCACAGAGAUAUUUCUUGAACGUCUGCUAACGGACGACGAAUCAAUCGUGACAGCCGGUCCAGAAGAUCCCUCUGCUUCACGGCUGGCCGGGAUGGCGGGCCGGAUGAUGGAAGUGCAGCAGUUGCAGCCGCCUUCCACCGUCCUGCAUGCCAUUUCGUCAUUGUCGACGAAAGGUGAUCAGUUUGAGAGACAAAUGGCGGCCAUGGAGAUCGAGGUGGCCUCUUUGAAACCCCGGCUCACACGCUCAACCUAUCGUCAAUCAUCCAGUCGUCGACGAUUUCAUUCUUGA